This is a messenger RNA of Carassius carassius (crucian carp), 1483 nucleotides long. RefSeq names its product makorin, ring finger protein, 2 (gene mkrn2). Gene Ontology annotation, molecular function: metal ion binding; ubiquitin protein ligase activity. Lineage: Eukaryota; Metazoa; Chordata; Actinopteri; Cypriniformes; Cyprinidae. The transcript has 8 exons. The coding region runs from base 134 to 1351 and encodes 405 amino acids. Gene Ontology annotation, biological process: protein polyubiquitination. The record is from RefSeq and is a predicted model, not a curated record.
CGCUUUAAGCUUCGCUAGGCGGAAGCAUCGAUCAGCGUCGCGCGACGCAGCCCGGUGAUAUUUUCAGGUUGCACAAAACCGUGGAGACUGUAACAUUUCACAGAAAAACAUCAGACUGGUAGCCGGAUAAAACAUGUCAACGAAACAAGUGACCUGCAGGUAUUUCCUGCACGGUGUGUGUCGCGAGGGCAGCAGGUGUAUGUUCUCUCAUGAUCUGGCCACAAGCAAACCUUCGACCAUCUGUAAAUACUACCAGAGAGGAGUGUGUGCGUAUGGAGACCGAUGCAGAUAUGAUCACGUCAGGCCCCCCGGGCGUGGUGGCGGCCCCCCAUCAUCAGAUCAACCCAGCAGAAGCAGCAGCAGCGCAGGAGCCUCGGCCCCGGGCCCCGGCCCCUCUUCUAACACAAGCAGACCUGCCAAGAGACCUGUGGUGCUGCGAGACAGAGCGCUGGGCUCCGACAGCAGAGAGGGGCCCGAGCUGAGGGACUGCUGGGACGACAAGCCUCACACUUACCUGGACGCCAUCCGCUCGGGGCUGGAGAGUUCGGCCGGCCCCGGCCCGUAUCCUGACGCCGCUCAGCAGCCGCAGCUCUGCCCUUACCUGGCAGCCGGACACUGUCACUACGGCGACCGCUGCCCGUAUCUCCACGGAGACAUGUGUGACAUCUGUCGGCUGCAGGUUCUGCAUCCACACGACGCUGAACAAAGAGCAGCGCACGAGAAGAUGUGCAUGACGGCGUUCGAGCUGGACAUGGAGCGAGCGUUUGCGGCGCAGCAGAGUCAGGACAAGCAGUGUAAGAUCUGUCUGGACGUGGUGUAUGAGAAGGUGUCUCCGUCCGAGCGGCGCUUCGGCAUCCUCUCCAGCUGCUGCCACACGUACUGCUUGAGCUGCAUCCGCCAGUGGCGCUGCGCAGAGCAGUUCCAGAACCAGAUCCGCAAGUCCUGUCCCGAGUGCCGUGUGGUGUCCGAGUUCGUCAUCCCCAGUGUGUACUGGGUGGAAGACCAGGAGGAGAAGAACCGGCUCAUCGAGGAGUUCAAGUCUGGAGUCAGUAAGAAGCCCUGUAAAUACUUCGAUCAGGGCAGAGGAACGUGUCCUUUCGGAGGAAAGUGUUUCUACAUGCAUGCGUACGCCGACGGGACACGAGCCGAACCAGACAAACCCCGCAAACAGCUGAGCGCAGAGGGGAGCGUGCGGUUUCUGAACUCGGUGCGUCUGUGGGACUUCAUCGAGGAGCGUGAGCAUCGUGGGACGCCACAGGACGAGGACGAGGUCAAUGAGCUGGGCGAGCUCUUCAUGCAGCUGUCAGGAGCCGGAGACGGAGACCAGAGCGACACGGCCGCCUCACACUGAUCACACGACUCUCCUCAAACAUCCGGCCCACGACCCUGCGUCCACAGCUCAGCCACAGGUGCUCCAGCAUUUACUGCAUCAUGUGAAUAUGGAGUUAAAGCACCUGGGUGGUGGCUGUAGGCUGCAAUAUUG